Stegodyphus dumicola is the source of this 830-nucleotide messenger RNA. RefSeq names its product metal-response element-binding transcription factor 2-like. Lineage: Eukaryota; Metazoa; Arthropoda; Arachnida; Araneae; Eresidae. The record is from RefSeq and is a predicted model, not a curated record.
AAGUUUUAUCGAAGUAGGCGGUUAGUUUAAAUAGAUAAUGUACAAAAAAUGUACCGCCAAAUUUAUCAUAAAAGGCGAUUAGUUGUUUAAUAUAAGUAUAUGGAAUAACACAUUAGUCACAGUCUGCUCUAAUGUCGUGAUUAUUUCACUUAUUUUUACAUAUUACGCUUUUAAAUUCGCUAAAGAAGCAAAGGCCGCGAAGGUUCAACGUGUACGGCUGAUAAUGCUUUAUUAUAAUCUAUGAAAAUUUUUAACAUCGUUCUGUGAUGUAUAUUUUUUAUUUGUGCCAGGUUGUAACAUCAUUCGAUUUCAUUAUACUUUAAGCACAAAUGAAGAACAUGUCUAACUACUGUCUAACUUGCUACUGUGGCCAAGAUGGAGACCAAAAGUUAAAUAUGCUUCAGUGUGUGAAAUGCAAACAUUGGUUUCAUGAAGAUUGUGUAAAGUGCCUUGAUAUGCCUAUGCUAUAUGGAGAUAGAUUCUACAUUUUUAUUUGUUCGCUCUGCAAUGCUGGCUCAGAAUGCUUGGCUAGAUUAGAAAUGAAAUGGGCUGAAAUUAUUCAGUUGCUUUUAUAUAAUCUUACUAUUGAGCACAAGAAAAAGUAUUUUGAUUUAGAUGCAUCAGUGGUUCCUUUUCUUUAUGAAAACUGGGAGAGAUUUCAUAUUUUGGGACCUGCCACAAGAGUGCAUCAUAUCCUUGAAGAUAGUGGUAGAGUCACCCAGUAUGUGGACAAGCAUUGUCUUGCUAAUAAAAGGCAUCUGGGUGAUUUAGUAGCAAAGUCAGUACAUCCAGCUUUAAAAUGUCGUCCAUUUAACUGUGAACCAUCAUAG